AUGCACCAUGCCUUGAAGGUUGAAACAUUGCCCUAUACGGCCAUUAGUCAACCGCUUCCUCGCCCCCCUUCCUCGCCCUCCAAACGCCCACCUGCAUCUGCAUCUGCAUCUCAUGUCGAGGCUAGUGCAGCCCUUGCAAUGAACACGGAUUCUGGAUUUUCUGAUCCUCUCGUCACGGAUACCCCGUUACCGUUCCGCGACCUGUGCGCCAGGAUACAUGACCGCAUAGCCGCAUUUCUGGACGCGAGCGAUGUCUCCGAGCGCGUCAAGAAUGUGCAACAACAGACACUGGUCUCCUUGGAGGUGAUAGAUCAGGCCUUGGAGCAGUAUAGUCUGCCACAGCUCUCCUUGGCAUACAACGGGGGGAAAGACUGUCUAGUACUCCUCAUCCUCUACCUUUGCGCUUUACAUAAACGCGGACUAACCAAUACCCUCGAUCCCUCGUCCAACAUCGAGACCGCCGUACAAUGCGUCUACAUACAGGACGCCUACCCAUUCCAGGAAGUCGAGGAGUUUGUCGCCAAAAGUAUCAAGAUAUACUCUCUGGCCUUGCUUGAAUACGCCAAGCCAAUGAAAGAGGCUUUUGCAGAUUAUCUCAGAGAUACGCCUUCUGUAAAAGCAAUCCUCGUGGGCACACGUCGGACAGACCCACAUGGUAAACACUUGAAGCAUUUCGACCCAACCGACAACAACUGGCCGCAGUUCGUCCGAGUACAUCCUGUCAUAGACUGGCACUAUGUAGAUAUAUGGACAUUUAUUCGAUACCUCAACAUACCCUAUUGUCCAUUAUACGACAUGGGGUACACCUCUCUAGGCGGCAUCACCGACACAAAACCAAACCCAGUGCUGGCACGCCAGCCAUCAACGCAACAUGUGCCUACGAUUGGCAAUGCAAAUGACAACACCCAUGGCACCCCCAAACCCAAGUUCAGACCAGCCUACGAGCUGGUAGAUGACUUCGAAGAGCGCUUAGGAAGGGAUAGAUAG
Plenodomus lingam JN3 is the source of this 987-nucleotide messenger RNA. RefSeq lists its product as uncharacterized. Lineage: Eukaryota; Fungi; Ascomycota; Dothideomycetes; Pleosporales; Leptosphaeriaceae. The record is from RefSeq and is a predicted model, not a curated record. Gene Ontology annotation, molecular function: FMN adenylyltransferase activity. Gene Ontology annotation, biological process: FAD biosynthetic process.